GAAGAGGGAUAAGAAAUAUAAGGAGUGGGUCGAUGACUGAAUCAUCUGAAAAUAGACAAAUUGUACAGAAAGUUAAAGAUGAAAAAAUUCUAGAAAGAGGAAUUCAAUUAAUAAAGGGCGCAAGUAUGAUCAGAACUGCUGGUUCUUUAAUGACUUUGCUUUUCGUGCAUUCCAUAGUCAUAAUAUUUAUUCAAAACACAUUAUUUCACGUUCCAAUAAAUCGAGCAUUCGACUUUGCACUUGUAAAUUUAUUACCGCGGUUAAAUUCAUCCACCUAUUCAUUUAUUAAUAAUUUACCGAUAUCUGAUAUUAUAUCUUGGAAUACUUCAAAGAUCAAUGUAGAAGUUUUAAAAUUAGGAGCAACUACCUUAGAAUUUUCAAUGGGUUGGACC
Messenger RNA from Scutellospora calospora, 392 nucleotides. NCBI's taxonomy places the organism in Eukaryota, Fungi, Glomeromycota, Glomeromycetes, Diversisporales, Gigasporaceae. The record is from the annotation of a GenBank genome assembly.